Messenger RNA from Plasmodium cynomolgi strain B, 12261 nucleotides. RefSeq names its product transcription factor with AP2 domain(s). The transcript is spliced from 2 exons. Gene Ontology annotation, biological process: regulation of DNA-templated transcription. The record is from RefSeq and is a predicted model, not a curated record. Gene Ontology annotation, molecular function: DNA-binding transcription factor activity. NCBI's taxonomy places the organism in Eukaryota, Apicomplexa, Aconoidasida, Haemosporida, Plasmodiidae. Bases 1 to 12261 code for a protein of 4086 amino acids.
AUGGAGGAAAGGUUAAACGAAACGGAGGAAAUUUUUACGCACAGUGGGGAAGAGAUACAUCCAAGUGUGAGCAGAAAAGGAGAACACAUUUACGAACCUACAAGCUUUGACAAAGAAGCCGUAAAUUUUAACAACCACAUGGUGCAGGAAAAUUAUCCCUUUUUAUUACACACAAGUGAUAAAGGAGGCAGCCGCGAGUGGCAUUUGCAGAAUGCACCUUAUGUCAACUUAGCAAAUGCGUAUGGCCCAACCACGGGGUUCAGCAUAAGCCACCCCAGUGACGACAGGCAAAGUCAAAUACACCCAAGUAACGGAGAGUGUUGCGUGGAGAACCCCAUGAGUAACACCCCCAUGAGUAAUACUCCCAUGAGUAAUACUCCCAUGAGUAACACCCCCAUGAGUAACACCCCCAUGAGUAACACCCCCAUGAGUAACACCCCCAUGAGUAACACCCCCAUGAGUAAUACCUUCAUGAAUAACCCCUCCAUGAAUAACCCCCCCAUGAAUAACCUCCUCAUGAAUAACCCCCCCAUGAGUAAUGCCCCCACGAAUAACAGCCCCGUGAACACAUCCAACAUAGCAGUGACAAACCCAGCGGGGUUGAACCCAAACGAUGGCAACUUAUACGCUGCUAUGUAUAGUAGAGGAAUUCCCCAAAAAAAGGAGAGCCAAAAAGGUUAUGUGGGUGAAGAAAAAAACUGGAGCAGUAAAGGAGGCUCCUUGCCUCCCAUAAGAAAAAAUCUCAGUGGUUAUGGUGAGAUAAAUAAUUUGAUGAAUCACCGGAGUCACAUAAACCAUGUUCAGCAGGAUGGUUUGGUUGGAGACAAAUCUGAGAUGUGUGCUCUCCUUCCUGGUGAUAACAACAGCUGUGAUUGUUUAACAGCUAUGCUUAGUAAGGUCCCGGAGGGGUACAUUCAGAAUGUCCCAACCAACUACCAAAUGGGUUGGAGGUGCAGUAACGAAUGGGAUGGGAGCGAAACACAGGGAGUCCCUCCAAAUGGAAACAACUCUAAUGCACAGAGUAAUGGCAUUUCCCUUCUGAACAGCAGUACCACUUCUGUACCGCAUAAUCGUUUUGCUUGUCCUAAUUUCCAAUUUGACAAGAAUGACGGUGGAAACUGUGGUGACCUUCCUAGUGAUGUACACCUGAAUAGCUACUCAACUAGCAGUUUAGUAUACCAUCCGGAUGGUUACCAUAUAGGCAGUAGGACCAACUCAAUCUAUCAGAACAGGGACAUGAUGAAGCUCCCAGCGAGUGAAGACUCGCAUGUAAUUUCCCAAAAGGGUUGUACAACGAGCAGUGGUAACUACCACGUUAGUGCUGAGGGGAUUAAUCAGAUGAGUCACCCGAACCGUACAAACGCAAUAUUCGCAGAUCAAUGGAGUAAUGAAGAAAUUCUCACCAAGCAGGCCAACACGUCAAACUAUAGGAUUAGGAGGAAGGGGGACAGUCCGCAUGAUGGUGAAUCAUACGAAAUGAGUAGCAGUGAGUAUGAACCAAUUGAACAGUGCCAUCUGCAACAAAGGCAUCCCAAUUUUGCCAGUAGUGAGGGAUGUAUGUACCCUAAUGGGUUCCAAGUUCAGACGCAGUUUAACCCAAAUGGAACCCUUCUAAUCAACACCUGUGGUAGUUUCCCUGUUAAAAAUGUCAUUCGGGAAGAUGACAAUUUUAGCGCACAUAUGGGGAGCAGUAGGGAUGACCAACCACUAAGCCAUCGGCAAGGGAUAAUCCAAUUUGAGAAAAAAAUGGUUAACUGUGCAGAUGCACAAAUGGAUAACACGUAUAGCAGAAUGAAGAACCCAUUAACGUUGAACCGAAUUGUACAUGAAAAUAAAUCCACUCCAGUAAUCUCAGACAAUAUGAUCGGCAAUUCGUAUGCCCCCUUUGUAAAUAAUAAAGAGCAGAAUUGCCAACAUUUGGAGGAGGGAAAAUUAUUCCCCAUGAAAGGCAACUACUGCGUGAGCAGUUUAGAAAGUCCAUACCCAUUCUAUGGCAAGCAGAUGGGAGACCCAACCAGCACGAGCUUCAUGAAAUUAUAUAAUAAUGGUAAUACUUCUGGUGAAGGCACUGAGGUGUCAGCAUGGUCAACACGAGGGAGUUACCCCCCAAAGGAGGUUCUUAACAAUGCAAUGAGCAACACUAAAGAGAGUUACAGCAGUUUAAUACGUAGUAGUGGGGACGGAGGCGCCUCCCCUCAUAUGUGCAGUUCUGCCGGUGUGAAUAGCUUGGUCGGUGUGAAUAACUUGGCUGGUGAGUAUGACAUGUCGCAGCGAAGCAUAAGUAGCAGUUCACGCCAGCUCAGCUUGUUGGAUGCGCCGAACGGGGAGAAUAAUGAGCAGGAAGAAACUCUGCAGCGACAAAGGAUGUACGACUUGUAUGUGCAGUCGCUGUUGAAUGGGGCAAGUGGAGUGAUAAACCCGGGUGGAGUUAUUACCCCCGGUGGAGUUAUUACCCCGAGUGGAGUGAUAAACCCGGGUGGAGUGAUAAACCCUGGUGGAGUUACUAGUCCGAACGGAGUAACCAACCCGAACGCGCAUCUGGGGGAAAAGAACGACCAGCUAAUAUUAUUCAAUUUAAAAAACAUGCGCAAUAAAAUCACGAAGAAGGAUCCCCAAAUUACCAACAAUUAUUUGUCCUACUUAGAUCAUUACAUCGCCUCCCUACGCCUGCUUUACAACAAACUACUCAGUAACAGAAAUUUGAUAUUCAUUCUGGCAAAGGAAGUAUUUGCACCAAAAAAAAAAAGAGAUAAAAAAACAUACAGUGAUGAUAAUGCAUCCACAUUUGAGAGUAAGCAUUCUUAUGUGCAAGAAUUGUUAGCAGCUCUACUACCCCAACCACCUGUUUUCCCACCAUUCGAAAUAUGGAUCUAUAUGGGAAAAAAAAAUGCUAGCCAAUUGCACAAACUACACCUAACAAUAUACAUAAUUUACCAAAAGAUUAUUUGCAAUAUAUCAAAUAUCCUUUUAAAAAUCAACAAGGACAUGGUGAGUUAUGCAAAUAAGAAUAAAUUUAGCAAACGCAAUGGGACUGACUCGCUUAAUGAUUAUGUGAAUGAUAAUGGGGAGGGGUUGAAGCGAACUGAUUGCCCCUUUUUGAGUGCUACAAAGGGAGAAGAAGCUCCCUUGGGGGGACCCUACAGUAGUGGGUACGUGGCGAAGAGGGGGGUGCAGGACAGGCAAGAAGGGGCCCUCGACGUGCAGGAUGCGGACUAUUUGAUCGACGCGGUUGACGAAGCAGAUGUGGUUGACACGGUUGACGAAGCUCACGUGGUUGACGCGGUUGACGAAGCUCAUGUGGUUGACGCGAUUGACGAAGCUCAUGUGGUUGACGCGAUUGACGAAGCUCAUGUGGCUGACGCGGUUGACGACGCGGUGUGCAUCCCCGUGGAGCCAGAGCGUGCGACUAGCUACAACAGGCGCCCUGCCCACACCGAGGAAGACGAACCGAAUCUCCAUAAAGGAGACAUCCCCAGAAAAUGCCUAUUCAGAAUUGACCAGAAGUUAGCCAUUAUGAUGGCGUCAAUUGAUAACAUAAGUAAAAUGAUGAACUUGGAAAAAGGGGAAGGAAGCAAUAGCAGUAAGGACCCCUCAGCGGACUCCCCCGAUGAGGAAAGCAAACCUACCGACGUGAUCCCCACAGAACUGGACAAUGUAGGCGAAGACGGAGAUAACCUCCAGCAGGAUGACAAAAGUGGCCUUGAAAAAGAAGUCAAAAUGGUUAAACAUACGCAACAUGUAAGUAAAGGCAUCUCCCCAAGUGAGUGUACCCCCACACACAUUAACAUUAGCCCUAAGGAUGGCCAAAUAGUCGCGUAUGACGAACUAAAAGGUAGUGAUGAUAGAAGACCCCUCUUUGAAAAGGUAGCCAAGUUUAAGUUGGAUUAUAGUAACUCCAUGGGGAAGGACAGUGCUGUUAAGUUACUAAACGAGCUAAGGUACGAACUUAGAAAUGUGUACAACGAAAUACGAUCUUUGAAGAUGCAUGACAGUUACUACCUGUCCAGUAGAGAUAACGGAAAGGAGGGAGGAAGCUCCCUAGAAUUAGUGAACCCUAAUGAUGACCACGGGGAUGAUUAUGCCGUUCCGUCAGAUCGAAGUGCAGUUUCAAAUGGGAAGAUAAAAACGGCAAACGAAACGUGUUUCUUAAACGAUUUCUUAUACAGCCAAAGUGAAAGUUCCAAUCCGUUGGUGAAUGCACAUACACGGGAUUAUUACCAUUGUGCGAGUAAAAAAAAUGGAAAAAAAAUAAAGUUAAAGAAGCAAAAUGAACUACUUAACAGUCUCAUAAAUAGUAGCAUAUGUUCUAACGAACAAAUUAAUAACGACAUUAUUUAUGACUUAAAAUACACAGAUGAUAUUUUCAAGAAGCUUUUAUUUUUAUGUCGAAAUUUUUACACAAAUUUUUCCGAGUAUAAGGACUAUGCGUUAGAGUCGUCUUUUCACGAGAAUGGAGUCGACUUAACUAAUUUGGAUGAAGUUAACAAUUUUAGGUACAUGGACAGUCAGCCAUUUUUUACCAAGAGGUCACUGCUCCCGAGUGGGGAAUUGCUACCUCAAGAGAAUUUCCCUGAGGGGAAGUACCAACUGGAGGCGAGGGAUCCCCCACCCAUGUGUAACGAAAAUCGAGACAUUAUGGACCCGCACAGUAUUGAGCAAGUGAAUGGCCUCCCCUUCAAGGCGGAAGAUCACACGUCGAAUGUGGCUCCAGUCAUAGGCAGCGGCGGUGGGGACGAUGGCGUUAACUCGGGAGAGGAAACUCUUCUGAGUGACGACCAAGUGGGAUCAACGAACUUCGCAAAUCGCACGAACUGCGCAAACUACGCGAGGUACACAAAUUUGAGAGGUGUCUCCCUGUACGAUGCGUCCGAGAGUUCCACCCCGAACAGUCAGGACAGCCUCCGUGGAAGGAACCCCCCCUGGGUGGAACUACCCAUGGAGAAGAAAGAAGAUAAAGAAGGUGCACACCAAGUGGAUCCCUUUUUUGCCAAAUUCGAUGGCCAAGAAAAACUGAUAGAAGCGUAUGGAGAGAAGACCCCCCAAAGUGCGAUUUUGCAGAUGGGCCAAAUGGGCAACUACGCAGCUGGCGCUUGCACGGGUAGAAACGAAGGCGUACUUUAUAGCCCUUCUUUCUUAAAGGCCACUAAUAGGGAUUACGCACAAAUGGAAGUAGGCCUCAGUAGCGGCGCGGCGAAUGAAGCGGAGAGUAGCGCGAAGAGUGGAACGGACAAUGGCACGAAGAGUGAAACGGACAAUGGCGCGAACAGUGGAACGGACAAUGGCGCGAGCAGUGGAACGGACAACGGCGCGAAGAGUGGAACGGACAAUGGCGCGAAGAGUGGCGCUGUGCAUGCCCCUCCAGAAACGCUGUUUAGUACCACACAAAACGGACUUCACUAUAGUUACCCUAAUCAGCAACAUGGUGGCCAUGGCUACAGCGACAUAAGAAGUCCACCUUUUAGGGAUACAUCCCAUAUCAAUUCGGAACCCACAUAUGUGCAGCGUGCACUUGAGUCUGAAGGGGUUGUUGGCUGUCUGGGUAGUCCAUAUGUACUGGUAAAAAAUACGGAAGAGCUAACAAAGCAGGGGAUAUAUAUGAACAAUUCCUACGUGCAGAACGAUGUGGGGACAGCUAAAAAUUGUUGUUACCUUUUAAGCAAUGCACAGAAUGUGUAUUACCCAAAUGAGGGGAAUUUGCCAAUAGGCUUUGAAAACACGGAAGGGAUGGUCCGUAACGAUUGUGCGAAGUAUGAACGGAGUGUUCCCAACCCGUACGCUGUUGACACGGCAAAGUAUGAACCGAGUAUUCCCAACGCGUACGCUGUUGAGACGAAUGGUAAUAUGACAAUUGGUGAUGGCUUUCAAGGGUUCAGUACCCCAAUGACGACGAGGUGCUUAAAUGCUGAUGGGAGCUACGUUGGAGGGGAUGUUAUGGGGAAUUGCCUUCACGUGCCAUAUGCCCCAUACCAUAAAAACCAACAGUUUGGUAUGUUCAGUUGUGUUGGUGUGAAUGGGUUUACGGAGAGAGAUACGGAUUCACUAAACCAUAACGGAAUAAACAGAAACGUAGGUUACUACACGAAUGGGAGUACACUACCGAGUAUGUUUAACUAUCAGGGGGAACAGAAUAAUUUUCAAAACAGCUCCGGUAAGAACGAAAUGAGAAAUGACCAAUUUGCAACCAACGGUGCAGAAAAUAAUUUCAUGAGUACCACUGAUGCAGGGAUGAUUAACCAAUUUUCCUUUAAUGACGAGCAAACGAUCAACAUGCACCGUGUGGAUAAUAUGCUCCAUUGUAGUACUUCCACCUACGGAACCACAAGGGAGGGAAACACAUUUAAAGAUGCUCUUAACGAAGGAGAAAAUCUGACAGAAAAAAUGUACAACCAUAAUGGGAACUACUUUAAUAAUAUCGAAUUGAGAGACACUGCAGAAGAUGUAUCAGAUAAUGAAAUGAACAGUGGAGGAGGGAAUCACAAUUUGGGAGAUGAUGAAAAUACCGUUGAUGAGGGUUCCUCCUACUUUUUAAAAAAUGGCGUUAUCACGAAUGAGAGGUCUGACCAAUGGAAAUUCACGUCAAACUUUGCAAAUAACCUAAACGGAGUAAAAAGCGAAUCUUGGAAUGGAGGAGGAGGAGGAGGAGAAGAAGAAGAUACGAACCUAUGCAACAUAAAGGGAGAAGAAAUGAUGAGGAAUAAUAACCCGAUGGAUGCUCAUGAUAUAUCCGCCGAAUCUCCAAAUGAGUAUCCAAGCAUGACAAACGAGAGAAGAGAUCACAAUUUAACAAAUGAUGCUAAUAAAAUGAAGCUAAAAAAAAUGCUUGAAAUUACUGAUAAGCUAAUUGGGAAGAAGUACAGAGGGAUAUCUUACGACCCCACCAGAAAUGGAUGGUCAACCUUUGUAUAUAAAGAUGGCGUUAGGAGGAAAAAGUUUUUUUCCUCUUAUAAAUACGGAAAUCUAUUAGCUAAAAAGAAGUCCAUAGAAUGGAGACUAAAAAACUUAAGUCCAGAUUCACAUGCGUAUGUAUUUUCUCUAAAAGCCAAGGAAGAAUUUAAUGCCAUUUUGAAUGAUGGCUAUGCCGAUAUCAACAAUGCUAAUUUGGACAGUAGGGAUGGGGCAAACGACGGGGACAGCUCCAACAAUAGGGACAUACUCUAUGUGAAUGCGUUUAUUAACCUUUUUAAUAGCUCCGAAGGAAGGAAGAAAGAUGAACGGGGCGAGGCAGAUGAACGGGGUGAACGGGGUGAGGCGGAUGAACGGGAUGAGCCGGAUGAACGGAAUGAACCGGAUGAACCGCUGGGCCAAAUGGAGAAAUCGUCCUGUGAAGAAUAUGCGGAGGAGCUUACUCGAAAAGGCACACAAAAUGGUAGUGGACCAGGCAGUAGUGAGCUCGCCAAGUCGCUCGGCCAGGCGAAUUACAAAGUUGGAGGAGCGCUCGGUGGAAGCAGUGAUGGGAGAAGCGGUGGAAGCAGUGAUGCCCGCUUGAAUGGCUGCUCAAGCCGCACUGCCAGCAAAGUCGAUCGGGAAACCCCCUGCGCAAGAGAAGACAAGAAAGAACGUGAAAAAAUAAAUUGUCAGGGAAAUAAUUCAAUGGAACAGAGCACCAAUUUGAGUAGCCACUUCUACGAUCAGGCAGAUGGCUACCUACCCCCGAAUGGUGAUUUAUUCGUUUAUAAAAAUUACUGUUCGAGACUACUAAAUGAGGAGGAAGCCUCGGGAAGUGAACCAAGUGGAAGGAAAGCAGGAAAUGGGCCAAAUGGGCCAAAUGGGCCAAAUGGGCCAAAUGGGCAAAAUGGGCAAAAUGGGCAAAAUGGGCAAAAUGGGCAAAAUGGGCAAAAUGGGAAAAAUGGGAAAAAUGGGCCGAAUGGACAAAAUGGACAAAAUGGGCUAAAUGAGCGAAAGGGCAAAGUGGACAAUUUAAAUGACGCCGCGGAAGAGGAAGCCAAAUCGAAUCCGACGCGAAGAGAAAUCCCAGAUCAGACAGCGCAUUUCCAAAUUGUAAAUAGCCAAAACGCGGAACUGAUGAUUUUUCCGCAUUCAAGUGAUGUGCCCCCUCCACAUUAUGACGCACUGCCCAGGGAGGGACUAGAGCCGUACCUGCCCAUUGGAGAUAACGGCACAGUUACGCGAUGUGAAAAUAGGAAAAAGAGAAAAAGGCACAUCGUAAAAAGUGAAGGGAAGAACCCUAUAGGGGAAGGCGGAUCGAUUGUUUCUCCGACAGGCGAACCAAACGUGAUAGGAACAGGUGAACACUUCAAUAGCGCGUACGCCGGGCGCGAUGCUUCAGCGGGUGGUUGCAGCGACAGCUGCAGCAGUGACCUGUACGGAAGUGACACCCGCAGCUGCGAUGGGGGAAGCGAUGGUGGAAGCGGAAGCGGUGGUGGAAGCGAUGGUAGAAGCGAUGGUCGAAGCGAUGGUCGGAGUGAUGACCGACGCGGUGACCGACGUGAUGACCGACGUGAUGACCAACCCGAUGGCGACGGGAGGGACGAGAAGUUCAAAAGGUGGAUGGACAGUUGCCUAAUUCAUCCGAUAGAGGGAAGCCACCCCGCCUUUGAGGAAGAAGAGAGUACAUGCAAAAAUGACACACUCAGGGAGGACAACACAAAGGAGACUCUUCAGUACGUAAAAAAAUGCAUAUCAAAAAAUGGACAUUUGAAACGGCUUAGUUGUGGCAGCGGAGGGAACGACAGCGUCGAUACGCUUUAUAAUAACGUAGGGUGCUACCGAGAUGGGAAUUGCCUAACCAGUGGGCAGCCCCUUCUAAACGGUGUAGCCCCCACUAGUGAAGAGAGCGUUAUAAAGCCAUUUUAUCCGGUAGAAUGUAAUAGCAUUCCUCAGGAGCAGCUGACCGAUGGGAUGGUUAAUCGAGCAGAAACACAACACAUGGGUGGAGAGAAGGACAAUAAUUUUUGCUCUGGGGAUAUAACCUGUUUGGUUGAACUUAGCGACGAAAUGGAGAAGCAGGUUGAAUUUCCGAGUGAUGAAACUGAUGGGAAGUCCCCGAACGUGUUGGACUAUAACAUGAGAGGUGACUCCGGGAGGGGUGCACAUGAAAAUGGAUCUCCAAAUGAGGCACAACAGUGGACCCAAAAUGGUAUCACUGAAACACGCGCAGUCCAACAUGAGAGAGAUCUCUUCCUGGAGAAUAAACAUGCAAGUGAUAAAAAUUGUUUCCUUUACAAAGACACUCUACUGAGGUAUAUGAACGAGUGCACCUGCACGAGGGAAGAAGAAAAAAGUCUUUUUCUCCAAUUCUUGAGAUUAACCCCAGAGUGGGUUCUCCUAGAAUUAGACGAAUUGGAAGAAAUGUACCAUGUAUAUUUCAGAAAAAAAAUCGAAUCAUUUUAUAAAGCCUACUUAGUUAAGAUAAGCAAUAAAAACAGUAGUAACUUUAGGGAGGUACCUGAGGAAGGGUCUUGUCGUUCAGCCAGUGGUAUGCCUCCAAGACGCAGCGAAUAUAUUAGAGAACUUCAACUCAUUUUUGAUAAAAAAUUGAGUACCCUAUGGACAUGUAUGAUUUUCCCUAUAGACUUUCUGUACAUAUUAAAUUACAAAAUUUUUAGAAUUUUAAAAAGUAUGAAUAAAAAAAAGGUUAAAAGUGUCAGUCAAAAAAAAGACAAACAGUUGAAGUGUAUGUUGAAAGGAAUCAAUUUCAUUAAGUAUAAAAACGCAUGGUGUUUUACUUAUGUAGAUUUGGAUGAUAAAAAAAAAGAAAAAAUAUUUCCUAUUAGUGAUUACGGUUUUAUGGAAGCAAAAACUUUAUCCAUUUUAUACAGAAAAAGCUUUGUUCUGCAUUUAACCAAAAUGUAUACCUUUUUGAAAAAUGUUUUAUUAAAAAAUAAAGUGGAAUCGGGGCAAACCAUAAGUAAGCUCAUCAACCCUAAGUCAAUAAAUCAUUUCAUCGAUUAUUAUAAGAAGUAUGAGGAGUUCCUUGUUUGUUAUGGCAAAAUUGUAUACUUUAAUGAAAGAAAAAAUAUAUUUCUAUCGACGGAGAAGAAAAGGGACGCUUUGAAUUAUGUGCCUUUCGAAAUAAGACAUAAAAUGUUUGGAGAAAUAGAACCCUUAAAUUUAAUAACUGCAACGAGAAAUUAUUUUUCCAAAAAAUCACAAAUGAUCAAAUUCCCAAAGGGGAUAGUCUAUCUCUCUGGUUAUUUCCUAUGGGUCCUAUUAUUUCUUAAUCAUAAUAAUAAAGAAAUAAUUUUUUCCUUUUCGGCUAGGAAGUACUCAUUUGAAACAGCCAAGGCUAGAUGCUUUGAGUGCUACUACUGCUUACUGUAUAAGUACAAGUUCCGUCCUAUCAACAUAUCAGGAGUUGUAGACCUUACUUUGGAGACCGAUUUAGAGUGUAAAAGUUACAACUUGCUGGAUUACGAAUCGGAAGAAAUAAUGCCGCUAGAUUUUUUGUUCCAUUUUUUUGCCCCUUCAAAUUAUGUGCUUCAAAAUGGGGUUCUUUAUAAAAGGCUUCUUCUUAAUCAACCCCACCAGGACGGGGACCUGUGGAGGGAGGAAUACAACUCGCUCUUCCCAAGUGAGUAUGUCUCUUUGGAAACCUUUCAGACGUACGAGAUUGAGGACGACUACUUCGUGGCAGUGAAUGAGGUGCAUGGGGAUUUGGGGCCAAAUGCAUCGGUGGACGUUCCACAGAACGGGUGGAUGCAGCACGAGGGGGAAGAAGGCGAAGAGUGCGGCUAUACCCAGGUCAACCUACUUAACGAUGCAGAAGUGGCUACCCAGGUCAACCUACUUAACGAUGCAGAAGUGGCUACCCAGGUCAACCUACUUAACGAUGCAGAAGCGGCUACCCAGGUCAACCUACUUAACGAUGAGCACUCUGUUGGGCAGAGGCAGUACUACUCCCCGUUUGAGCCCCUCUCCCUGCGCCAGCACCAACCCGACUGCUACCCGUGCCAUCAAAUAGAACAUAGCGAGGGUAAUGAAUACCCAGCCAAAAAGCACCGCCGCUCAGCAGACGACUUGCUGCUUUAUCACCACAUGGAACAGGAGAAGAAGGACAUCCCUCUUUACUUUACGGACGACGAAAAUGGAAAAUCGAUACGUCUGAAAAGGAGGGAUAGCUACCUGGGGAGAAGUUUCAAACGGGGAAGGGUGAAUUACACAAAUUUGAGGGGCUCACCGGAGGACAUGAACGCUUCCCGCUGGGAGGAGUACCACCUUUGCAAUGACAGCGAUGGAAGCUGUGAUAGUAGUGAUGGCGAUGAAGAAGCGGAUGGAGAACGAGGGAAGGAGGAGAAAAAGAAGAAGAAAAAAAAAAAUGGGACAUAUGAUCCAAGUAGUCAACAUAACGAAGACUUCACAAUGUGGCGAAGCGAGAGAGAAGAAAUGACAACCUGGGGGAUGCAUCUCACGUGUGGAAAUUCAAAUAUGAGGAGUCUCCCUGGGGGGCAAAACAUCGAAGAGGACCACGAAAGGGAGGGAAAUCAUCCCAUAGUGAAUGCUGCAAAUCGAAGGGGACAAAACGGACAAGUCAGUUCGGACACCAUCGAGAGGAGUAACGACGAGGAAAGGGAUUACCAUUUGGAAAAAAAGGAACAGACAAAAGGAGGAGGCGUGAUUGGGCAAAACAUACACACAAAGGAGUGGAACAACCAUGAGCAAAGUACACAAGAAAGUAAAGAAAAAAAUUUUAUAAACAAAAAUAACGCAGAGUACUACAAGGACGUUUGGAAUAAAAAUAUUUUCCACUUCUUCGAUAAUAACAUCCAAGAUGAAUAUUUAAAAAGGAAUUAUGAUUCCCUGUUUAACAACCUCGAGGAAAAAAAUGUGGUUUUUAAAAAAAUCAGCCAAAAGGAAGAACAUGUAGGAGUUUUCCUAAUGCUUAAUUGUCAGUGGCUCUCAGACUCCUUUGUACAUGACAUAAAUCAGAUCGAAACGAAGUACGCCGAUAUUUAUUCGUUUGAAAAUUAUCUCAAUACACGUGAAGAAGUUUUAAAUUGGAAGUGCGAAAAAAAUUUUAUUAAAGACUGCGCUGAUAUUGCUAAGAAAUGCCCUCGCGUUGUUGGAGUUCAUUACGAUACACAUGCCCAUGCUUGGGUCGUCAACUGUACCUCGAAUGGUAAGAGACGGGAUAAAAAAUUUUUGGUGAAAACGUUCGGCUUUUUGCAAGCCAGGAAGAUGGCCAUAGCCCACAGGGAGAAGUGGCAGCAGCAGCGGGCCCUCCACCGGGAGAAGACGAAGAACGGCAAUGGGAAAAGCACGUCCACCGUGGAGGCGCGUCAAAUGGAAACAAACGAGCAGUAG